Humulus lupulus (European hop) is the source of this 4949-nucleotide messenger RNA. RefSeq lists its product as uncharacterized. Gene Ontology annotation, molecular function: cysteine-type peptidase activity. Gene Ontology annotation, biological process: proteolysis. The record is from RefSeq and is a predicted model, not a curated record. NCBI's taxonomy places the organism in Eukaryota, Viridiplantae, Streptophyta, Magnoliopsida, Rosales, Cannabaceae. The transcript has 10 exons. Bases 219 to 2147 code for a protein of 642 amino acids.
UAAUAAUAAGAAGAAACUUCAUCUUCUCCAUCGAGUUCCUAAAGGGAACAAGGGUUGGGCUGUUCUUGGAGAAACCGUAGAGUUCAUUGCUUCUGGUUACACAUCUCAACCUGUGAGCUUCGUGGAAAAAUGCAGAUCUGACUUGAGCUGUACAGGUAUUGAGAGAAGAGAGAAUUUUUCUGGUUUUCGUUGAGGGAGGCGAAGAAAACAAGGUUAUUAUGGAUAAAAAGAAGUUAAGCCAAAUAUUAUUGGCAUUGAUUUCACACGAGGCUGAAAUGAAAGUAUUUAAACACGAACUUGCUUCUAUAAGGCAUGAUGUUUUAGAGUUACUUCAUAAUUCGUUAAGAGACGUUGAAGAUGAGAUUAUGUUAGACAAAUUGGUUGAGGAAGCUAUGCGGAUAAUGAUGAAGGUGGAAAGUUGGAACGUGAGUUUAAAUAAUCCUUUCUCUCAAUCGAAGGUGAAUGUUGCAGAUAAAUUAUUGGGAAGCAUUUCUUCCGAUACUAUGAAUGUUUUGAUUGGAGAUCUGGAUUUUCAGCUGAGUGGUGAAGGUGCUACUAAUGUUGACAGUGCUGGAGUUGACUUGCAUCCAGGUGGGUUUGUUGAUAGAAACUUUGUAGAGGAUGAGGGGUUGUUUCAUAAUAUGGGUCCGGUUGAUAAUUUGGAAAUUGAAGGACAGGAUAUUUGGUUAGUUUCGUUGAAUGGGAAAAACGGAGAGGAUGACACGCAAUUUAAUAGUUCAGAUGAAGUUAUAUUGUCAAAUGCAUGUGCCAACUUCGACUCAGGUGAUUUGAAGCUGAAGCUUCAUUCUGAGGAUGAAUACCAUUUAAAUAUUUUGAAAGUUGAUGAGGUAGAUGUAAAAGAAAAUGUGAGCGAUGAAUGUUACACAAUGGUUACGCCAAGGAAUUUGGUUGAGGUAGAAGUUGCGGGUGGAGAUAUUGAUGUUGUAGGAGAUUUGGUAGAUGCGGCCGUGAAUAAUAAUUUGGCUAAGGCAACAUUUGAAGAAAAACAAUUGGAAAAGUGUAGUCCUUGUAUGUGUAUAGAAAAUCGUAUGUCUACUGGGGAAAUAUUUGAUAGUAAUUUAGUAAAUACGGGUGCUGAAUUAGGUGACUUUUGUACGCAUCUUGAUGGAAUCACGAAUAUGUUGACCUUCGGGAAGAGAAGAUCCAACACUAGAUUUUCCAGUGUGGAGGAUGAAAUAAGAUGGCACUUCAAAGAUGAGAUGGAGUUGGUCCGUCAAUACGGUGGUUCUGGAUUUGAUUGUCAUAUGUUCGAUGUGAGAGACAAUGAAAUUGGAUUCUUUAAUGCGCCACCGCUUCUAGGUUCUUUAUUCCCAGCAAGGAUAAUUAAUCGUGGGGUGUGGGGAGAUCUGGAAGAUUUACAUGACUGGGAGAAAGUUAUUGUGAAUUAUGUUCUUGACCCAACUUUGUCGGCCAAUGAGAUUGUAUUUCUUGGGGAUAAAGUGAUUGGGAGGAGGGCGGACUUUCUAACAUUGAAUGCACAUCAACUGGUUAGCGCUAGAGUUGUAAAUUGUUUAGUGGAGAUUUUAUCAGCAGAGGAGGUUCAUGGACGUGGUAAGAGGAGAAGGUGUUGGUGGAUUCCGACAGUGUUAUCGAGCGAAGGAAAAAAAUGGGAAGAGUGGUGUGGAGAAGUUGGUGAUUGUGAGAAGGCAUAUGCUCCUGUGCUUGCAAAGAGACAUUGGUUUCUGGCAAUUUUGAAGUUCGAAAAGAAUCUUGUUGAAUUGUAUGAUAACCUCAAAAUUCCUUCGACACCAUUUGGUCUUGCUAUAAUUGAGAAUAUGUUGGAGUCAAUGGACAAUGCAUUUAGUAAGACGUUGAAGGAGGUGCGAGGGAGUGAUUUCUGUUUCCGGGGUUUUCAUAUUGAGCAACCUGUAUCUCACAGCAAAGAGUGCAUACAGUAUGACUGCGGUGUGUAUGUGAUGAAGAUGCUUCUGCAAGAAUAUGUGCCUGAAGUUCUAAGUCAACGGACAGAUGAUAAAAUAGAUGAUUUGGAACUUGGGAAAUGUGUAAGGAGUGGACCAACUAAUGUGGCGACCAAGUGGGAUAGGCAACUUAUUGCAGGUAGAAUACUGACUUCCGGCAUUAAUAGAGUAAGAGAUAAUCUAAUUGAAAAGGCAUCCAAAUGGUAGUGAAAGGAGUAUGGAUAUAUAUGGUAUGUUUGAAGUCAGAGAAUUUUAUGCUAAUGCUUUUCAUCAUGAUUAUACCUGGGAAGCAACUGUUAGGGGCAAAAUUGUGAAAUUUCACAAAACUGAUAUCAAUAAAUUUUUCAAAUUGCCUACCUUAGAACAUGAUGAAUAUAUGGACUUACAGGAUCAACUUUGUGAGGAGAGUACUUGGGACACUAUCUUGCAAGCCUUAACCCCGCCAGGUACUGAAUGGACCUUCAAUGGCACUCAUCGAGUGGGGUUUCCCUUCAACUUAUUGACUAGGGAGAAAAGAGUGUGGUUAUAUUUUAUUUGUUCAAAUCUGACACCCACCGAAUCUUUUACCAUUGUCACACCUAGUAAAGCCGUAUUGCUGUAUGCUGUUUUACACAAGAAAUCCAUAGAUGUUGGCAACAUUUUUGCUUCUAAUUUAAAUGAGUGUUGUGCCACUGGUUAUGUAGGGCUUUAUUUUCCUAGCCUCAUCACUAGUUUGUGUUUGCAAGCAGGGGUCCCCAUUAAUGACUUAGAGGAGAAAUUGCCCCCUCUAGUUUAUGAUCUGGUUAAGAUUAACAAGGUCAAAACUUUUUCAGCUGAUCCUACUGCAGGUCCUUCAAGGCAGGCUGCUCGUCCACCACCAAGACCUCAGAAUCCCAACCAAAGGUUGGACGCUUUAGUGUCACAGUUUCAGCAGCACCACUUGUGGAGUGUCGGUGUGGCACAGAACCAAUAUGCCUACAACCAAGCUUUCGCCACUCAUUUUGGCAUAGACACAAGUGGAUUUCCACCAUUUCCACCACCACCUAAUUUCGCAUAUCCUCCACCUGAAGGGGAUGACGAGGCCGGCUCUUCAACCUGAGUCGAGUCAGGUAAGUUUUCUUUCCUUAGUUUUUAUUUAAACAUUGGGGACAAUGUUUUUGAUAAGUUUGGGGAAGGGGGAUUUAGUUAUUUGUGUUAAUAGUUAGUUGAGUCAAGUAACUGUUUCGUUUGAUGUUUUGUGUUUUGUUAAAUUAUUAAUUGUGUUGUGUGUUAGGGUGUCUAGAGAGUCUGUCGAAUCAAGAUAACAAUGAUUAGCCGAUGAGAAUAAGUGAAUGACUUAUAAUAUAAUUCAAGAAAAAUAUGCUUGAUUGUAAAAACAAUCCGUGUGCUUGGUUUGACCACUUCUUUGGAUUACUUUAAUUCAUUGAAUCACUGAAUAUUUGAUCAUGAUUGGUAAAUUCUUGCAUUUAAAUAAAUUUACACUUGCUGAAUUUUGAAUGUGGAAAGAAUGUAUGAACAAAUUCUAGAACUUGCUUGCUUACUAUUUGAGGCGAAAUCAUAGACAAUGCUUGUUUAGGAAAGUGAUUUAGGCGAUUUUUUGGAACGUUUGAGCCUUUCAAGCCAUCCUUGAUUAAUUUAUCCUUAGUUACCCUUUUCGAGCCUAAAAGUAACUUUUUAUUGUGAACCACUUUUUUUGACCCUAAUUGAACACUUAAUUAUUUUUUUUCAUUCCCUUGAUCUAUACCAUGAGCAUAUAAACAUAUAAAUGGGGAUUGAAUUGUAAUGGGUGUUAUUGUUUGAUUUGGUUGUGACAAUAGAAAAAUAAAAGAUUGACAGGAAAAUUCAGAAAAAAAACAUUGAAAAUAAAUUACACUUCUUAUGUUUGUUCACAUUGAAAGACAUAAGUUUGGGGAAGUGUAGUUGAAAAAAAAAAGACAAAAAAAAAAGAUACAAUUAGUGUGAAUUCUUCUCAAUCUUGGAAAAUAAAGGGUAGGUGCGGGUUGUUUGGAUUACAAAGUGGAUAUCCGGUGUGGUUUGUUUGGAUUAUAUGCUUAUGGUAUAUAUGAGCCUAAAUGACUAUUUUAUCUACCGGUACCUAAGCCUCUCAAUACAAGCUUUAAAAGACCUCUUGAUUCUUGAACAUGCAUUGAUUUUUAUUAGUGGAAAAUAAUAAGUUAGCAAGCAUAUGGAAAUUUGGGAUUUGAUGGAUUGAUGGUGAGAGUUCAGCAUGUGUAAAUUAUUUUAAAUAUGAUUUAUUUACUGUUCAUGAUUGAAUAGACAAACAGACCAAUGGGUUAAGGUAAGUUGAAGAAGUGGUUGGAUUGAAAAUCUGGAUUACGUGUCCGUUAUUGUUCGAAAAUUAUAUAUGCUUGUCAUUCAUUAAUUUUGAGGCUUUAAAAAUUGUGGGUAUCUUGAUUCAUUUGUUUAGUGUUUUUGUUUGUUUGUUUAGUGUUUCUUAAGUUUUGUUUUCUUUGCUCGAUGGCGAGCAAAUGUUAAGUUUGGGGAAGUUUGAUAAAUGAGUUUUACACUCAUUUAUCUAUGUGUUUUUCAGGUAAAAUAUUAGGUGUUUUGAUUUGUUUUGUUCUAUUUUACGUUUGUUUUUGUAUGUUUUCAGGUGUCGAAGGACUUAGGUGACUUAGGUGUGGAAACAUGGUGGAAAAAUAGACAAAAUGACAAAAAGUGGUGGAAAAUGUGUUUCAGAGUACUUCCUGCGACCGCAGGAAGUGUGUCUUGCGACCGCAUAUUCAGAGGAAUUUUGCAUUUAUAGACCAUUUCUGCGACCGCAGGAUGUGUCUGAAAAGGAGAAAAACGCAGAUUUACUCUUGGAUAUCUGGACUGAGAGAGGAGGCUAAGGAGGCUGUGGAUUGAUCAUCUACUUUUUUUUUUCUUUUCUUUUUAAUUUUAGUUUAUGUUAAUUUCAUGUUUAUGGAUUUCUUAAUGAUAAACAUGAACUAAAUUUCUGUUUAGGUUUUCUAAUUGACUCUCUUGAAACUCUAUUAUGAUUUAAUGCAUUUAUUUAUUUCUUCUCCA